Messenger RNA from Cheilinus undulatus (humphead wrasse), 892 nucleotides. Its product is annotated as interferon regulatory factor 2-like. The transcript is spliced from 6 exons. The record is from RefSeq and is a predicted model, not a curated record. Gene Ontology annotation, molecular function: RNA polymerase II cis-regulatory region sequence-specific DNA binding; DNA-binding transcription factor activity, RNA polymerase II-specific. Lineage: Eukaryota; Metazoa; Chordata; Actinopteri; Labriformes; Labridae. The annotation marks the transcript as partial. Gene Ontology annotation, cellular component: nucleus. Gene Ontology annotation, biological process: regulation of transcription by RNA polymerase II; immune system process.
AGCCCGAGCCGGAGCGAGAGCGCGAGAUCAGGAGGGGGAUUUCCAGCGCGAGCCCCCACUUCCCGACCAGUCGUUGUUUCUCUUUCGGUCUGGACCCAGAAACAGAAAAAAAGACGGAUUCACUUUCCUUUUUCCUCCUAAAUCUUUAAACACGGUCAUCGGACAAGACUGAGGCCGCUUCUGUUGAUGUGACGGUCGGACUGAGGAGCUCCAGGAUCCGGACUAACAGGUAACGGUUGAUUUCCGCAUUUAACGCUGUUGACUCCGGGACGACAUGACGGCCAGGACUACAGACUCUCAGCCCCCCAGAACUACAGACCGAGGAGACACGAUGCCGGUGGAACGGAUGAGGAUGCGGCCAUGGCUGGAGGAGCAGAUCAACUCGUGUCAAAUCCCAGGCCUUAAAUGGGUCAACAAAGAGAAGAGGAUCUUUCAGAUCCCAUGGAUGCAUGCUGCUCGUCACGGCUGGGACCUGGAGAAGGACGCUCCGCUGUUCAUGAGAUGGGCCAUCCACACUGGUAAAUACCAGCCUGGCGCAGACCGCCCAGAUCCAAAGACAUGGAAGGCGAACUUCCGCUGUGCCAUGAACAGCCUCCCAGAUAUCGAGGAGGUGAAGGACAAGAGCAUCAAAAAGGGAACCAAUGCCUUCAGGGUGUAUAAGAUGCUCUCGUCCUCAGAGAGGAGCAUGAAGAAAGGAAAGAAGAGGACAGACAAGGAGGGGAAGGCCAAGGGAAACCAGGAGGCUGGUUCUCCAGGCAGGACUCCCUCCACUGGUGGAGUUAUCGACUACUCCAAACAGGAAACCAUCAAACAGGAAGUCAUGGAGCCAACAGUAACAGGAAGUGCCUCAGGUAUCCUCCACUGAUCUUUGUCUUCGGAGUGUUUUGGUUCG